Messenger RNA from Cottoperca gobio, 5533 nucleotides. RefSeq names its product tetratricopeptide repeat domain 3 (gene ttc3). Gene Ontology annotation, molecular function: protein binding. NCBI's taxonomy places the organism in Eukaryota, Metazoa, Chordata, Actinopteri, Perciformes, Bovichtidae. The record is from RefSeq and is a predicted model, not a curated record.
AGCACGGCCAAUAUACAUCCAUAUUGACGACAGCGAGGAGCUCGAGGCGCUGCGUGCAGCGCGUGAACAGUUUUAACUUCCGCACACUAAUAUGAACAACAAUACAAGCCCGGACGAUCGACACUGCUAGGCGUUCACACUAUUAGUUAUCGCAAGAUUUUGACAUAAUGUCAGACUCUGAUACUGACUAUGUUGGAGAGGACUGGGCAGAGAUAAAAGCCCGGAUGAGUGUUAAGCUUUUGACCAAAAAUGAUACAGUUGUCGCCAUCCGUCCAUCAGAGAUGGUCUAUGAACAAUGGAGUGUUAUCCCUAUUGACAUCAGAAGAGAGGCCGGAGAACGGAUGAGAAUUUGUGCCUUCUGGCUUCCAAUGCUGCUGCAGCGUGAAGAGCCCAGCACUACUGCCUGCUGGGCUUUACAAUUAGAUCUGAUCGCAAGUGAUACUGACGAUCUUGAUAUGAAGCACCUGCAGAAGAUCGAAACGUUGGAGGCCGUCCUCAGAGCCUUGGAGAAAGGAACUUUGAAAAAGGACCAAACAAAACAUGCUGUCUGGAUCAGCAACAUGUUUAACUUGCGUUCCCCAAAGGUUUUGGAGGAAGCGUUAGACUGGUUGGAGCAAACAGGAGAACCUGCCAUCCGCCAUCGCAUCAUGGGUCUCGGCCAUCCACACAUCUGCUUCACAGCGCUGCACCUUAUCUUCACAGAGUUUGCGAAGUACAUUCAAGAAAUGGGUUCCAACUUGGAUAAGACGAUGAGGGCACUGAGGUUUCGACCAGCUGACCACCUAAUAGAGAAAAGUGAAGAAAUGAAGAAAAAGGGAAAUGAGAACUUUGAGAAGAAGCUGUAUGCAGACGCUGUGAAGUUUUAUUCUAAAGCCAUCAAAUUUUACCCUGGCAAUCACAAGAUUUAUGGAAACCGAGCGCUAUGCUAUAUCCGUUGUAAGAAAUAUCUAAAAGCUGUUACUGAUGGAAAACGUGCUACUCUGAUAAAACCACUCUGGGCGAAGGGUCACUACCGCUACUGUGAGGCUUUGUUCUCUUUGGGGGAAGCAAACAAGGCUAUUGAAGCCAACAAAUCAGCUCAAAGUCUGUGUAAAGACGACCCCGACGUCAAAGACCUGGAAAACCAACACCAGAAAUUCAUAAUUGAAAUGCCUAACCCCAAAGUUGGACAGUCUAAGAAAAACCAAAGUAAAAGGCUGGAGAGCACUAACAAAGCACAUGCAGUGGAGUCACGGCCGCAGUCUGUAAAAGCUGCUCAUAAGAUAGAUCCUCCUCCGAAGAGUAAAGUCUCGGCCGUUAAACUGGAAAAGCAACCAGUGAAAAAUGAAAAGAAUGCACAGUCAGAGGGCGGUACUAAAAACUCUAAGCCAUCAAAAAGUGAGCCUUCUUCAAAGAAUGGGAAAGGAGAGGUCGGCACGCCAACAAAGAAGAAACCAAAGAACCGAAAUCAGCCUGAAGAGAACCACAAAGUGUUUGAGAGUAAAGCAGGUGUGAGUAAAGAGUUGAGAAUGAUGGUGCACGACGCAAACUCUGCUCUGGUCGACCUCCGCAGCCACAACGCAGAGCAGGCCUUCAGGAAAGCACUGGCCAUGCUGGAAACCAACACAGCCAAGGAACUUGGACUUUCGACGCUGGAUGUUCUGUUGUUGCUGUACGGCCGCGCGUCAGCCCUGACAGAAAUCGGUCAGCCGGAGGAACUUGGAGAAGCACAAAAACUUCUGGAGAAGAUAAAGUCAUUUGAGGAGAGGACGUUCCAGUGUCUGGUUUAUUAUGCCUACGGGAGGGUUUAUCUCAAAGAGAACAGGUUUACACUUGCUCUGGAGCAGUUUUCAGAUUCCCUGCAGACGGUCAAUAAUCAAAUAACGCCGGGGAAACUCACCUGGCCUUUAACCAAUGAGAUUGUUAAAGAAACGCAGCCGGACGAUUUCAAGGAUAUUCUUCAGCGUGCUAUUGGGCUGUGCAAAUUUCCUCCGCUGCCCGUUGCCAUUUGUCGUCUUGAGAAUUGCCUCGGCCCUUUGAAAGCAGAAAUCUACUUGACUGAUCCAGAUUUUAAGGGCUUCAUUAGAUUGUGCUGCUGUCACAGCUGCGUUGUUUCAUACCACAUCGCCUGUUGGAAGACGCUCAAAACGUCUUCCUUCUUUGAAAAGAAUGAAAAGGAUUUCCUGCAGGACUCGUGUUUGACUCCGGACUGCGUCGGCCAAAUCUGUAGUAUCAUAAUCUUUGGUCCGACGGGGCUGCCCAAGUGUACGUUUAAAGCCGCCAUCGUCAAACCACAGACUCCGAAGAGACCGAAAGUGAAUCAGAAAUGUACAAGUCUGAGGAAGUUAAAAUCAAAGGAAGAGCACAAACUGAAUAAGAAGCAGCAUAAGCAGUCGUUUCAAGAGAAGCAGGCGAUCAACGAUGAGAUUCUGCAGCAGAAGGAAGAAUCGGCGGCACAGAGUCAGCAGAAAGCCUGGUUGCUGUACAGGGAUCGAGUUCUUCUGCAGAUCAGCCAGAACAUGGAGCUGCUGAGAGAGGAGAAGGGCCUCCACGUGUCGGCCCUGACCGGAGGUCUGAAGCCCUGGCUGGAGCUGGACUCAUCGAGGGGAAACCAGCUAGCUGAGAGGAUACUGAACUGGCAGCAGGAGCCGCUGGACACGCUAGGUCAGGUCGUCGAGCUGCUACUGGAGAGGAAGAACCGGGUCUGGGCUCGUGUCCUUAUCCAACUACUCAGUAGCUGUCUGGAUAUAAAUCCUAAACUCAACAGUUGGGCGUGCCAGCUGAACAAUGCAGGUCUGAAUGCUGCCAAAAGCUUCAUUGAGCGCUACGCAGAACACUUGGAGCAGCUGGAUCUAGGUUUUCUGCUCAGCUUUGGCCCGUUGCAGGACGUGAUUAUAGAGAAGCUCGGUACUAGUCUGGAGCUUUUGUCAAGAAAGGGCUUGACUGUGACUGAAUACCUAAAACAGGCCCCACCGCAUGACAUGAGGAUUUUUAUCUGGACUCUGGAGGAGCAUAGAGACAAGUAUCUCUCCUGCCACCCUAUACUGGAUGAGUAUUUUGAUAUGAUGGAUGGACAUUGUUCAGUCUUAAAAAAGUCUGAUAAAAAUCAAAAUAAUUCUCCUUUGAAGAGUCGAGGCCGGAAAAAGAAACAUAAAGGGACAAACGGUGUUAUUGUUUGGUCUGGGAACAGAGGUCUAUCUCAGCGAGAUGAAAGUGACCAAGACUUUUUUGAAGAUGACUCUUUAUCAUUCCUUCACCCCGGUGAUCCAUUCAGUGUACCGAGUCACCUUCGAGAGCAAGUGGCCGAUUUUGAGGACCAGUACGACACCACCAGACACGGAAGUCGCUAUAAAAUGAUUUUGGACAACAACCCCGACCCGACAAAAGAGAGUUUAUACGACUACUUUGCUCAGAUCUUGGAGGAGCACGGUCCGCUGGUUGCGGAGGACCGUCUGCUGGUAGGUGAGCUGGAGAAUUUCCCUUCCGUGGCUCAGGUCAAGAUCCAAGAAGGGGGCGGCUUCGAGGCCUUCCUCCUGGAGUCCCUUCGCUUCAUAAAGAUGGGCAGGUGUAUCGGCCUGGCGAAGCAUGCCGUUUCCCUGCAGCAGGCUGGACACGGAGCCAGCCUGGAUGACCUGGAUGUCAUAACAGAUUCCGACUUGGACUGUCUGUCUCCUGAUUUGGAUGCGGGUCAUUAUCCCGGUUUCACAAGCUAUAUGGACAGUUAUUCAUCUGCACAGACUGACAUCGCUCCCAUCCUCCCAAAUCCCUAUGCAUUUGUCCCCCGGUCUCCUCAGCUUGGCCAGUCAGCUAGUGAAGUUACUCUUCCUGGAAAUUAUAUGUUUUACCCCAUGUGUAAUGGUGACAGUCAACAGCAAGCCACCUGCUUUUUACCAGAUGACUACGGGGAGCUGGAGCUACCUCCCGCUGCGGUUGAUGUUGGAGUUUUGGAAACUUCUUCAGUGACGACUGAUGAAAGCCUUUUGAAGAAACAUGCAGCUGUACAGACGUGUCAGGAGACCAUGAGGAGUGUAGCCGUGAAUACAGAGAUUCAUGAGCGUUUUGAGAGCUGCCAGGGUGACAUCAACAAAAAGCAAAACGGCAACAAAAGGUUGGAGCAGCAGAUCAAGGAAAUGGCACAAGGCUGCGACGAAGUCAACCUGACGCACAAAGAAGACAUCGCUGUCCUCGAGGAAGAAGUUCAGCAGAUCACUGCCACUAUACAAGUGACCAAUAAGGAGCUGGCCCUGUUCCAGCAGAAGCUGGAGGAGGAAGUGAAGAAGGACCAGAAGGAGAAGAAAGCCAACCAGGAAGGACUGAAGUCCCUGAAGGUGGAGAUCGAAGAUAUGAUGGCGCAACACGGGAGUAUUAUCCAAAACAUCAGAGAGAAGAAGACCAGCUUUGACGCACAGUUGAGAGAUUUCCUUGAGCUGAACAACCAGUCAGCAGCUGAGAAGAUGAGUCUGGAGGAUGAGAUCAAGCGCUGUAAGGUCUUGCUUACCGCGGCGCCCAGGAGGUCUCACACAGCUCAAGCGCUGGUAGUGGAGAGCAUUCGGGAUCAGGGUUUGUACGGCCUCUACAGAGAGCUGGCGAACGGCAAGGCUCUGCUGACCAAGCUGGACGAAGUUGCACACAGAUAUCCAACCCCAGACUUGGAACUCACGAGAACCCGCUUGAGAGUUGACAUCCAAGAAGUUGAAAAGAAGAUCUCCACAGCUGAGUCACAGUACCAGGAGCAGCUGGAUCAAGUGAAGAACGGCCGAAGAGUCAGUGAGCUGCUUCCUGUCGCCGUCAAAAAGCAGCCGGAGGCUCCAGCUGCACCGGUGUCUAUGGCAGCCAGAGUGUCCCCCCCCAGCCUCCCCCCAUAUGUCCAAUCGUCUGCAGCUCAAGCGCCUCAACACAAACCUCCUCCCAGCUCUGUGUUUGAUAAAGCCAUCGAGGGCCUGGUCGCCAUCUUCCCUGGCUAUACGAGCUCAGACUUGAUGAGGUUUGUUCAGGAGUUGCGUUCAUCCAGCGGUGGAACCCUCAGCAGCAUGACGCUGCAGGAUAUGAUCGGUGGAGUGACGCAGCUGAUCCUGGACCAUCAGGAGAAGCUUAAUCCUGCCAAAUUGAACACCAUGGGACGUGCGAGUCCAGCUCAGUGUGCCCCCCCGGUCUGGCAGUCACUCGGACAACAGAGAUCCACAAACAACAACGCACUGAAUGUCGAGGAUCCGUGCAUCAUCUGUCACGAGGACAUGAGUCCAGAAAACGUCUCUGUGCUGCCGUGCAGACACAGUUUCCACGUCACGUGUAUCCGGCCGUGGCUGAAGAAGCAGAGCACGUGUCCCAUCUGCAGAAAGCACGCUCUGAUGAAGGAGGAUUUCCCAGAGCUGUCAGGCCGGAGACGCCAAGCUCCAUAAUGUCUUAACCCUCCUUUAAUAUUCCUUUCACCACCUGCAUGCGUUUUAUCUUUUAAUUUACGGCUUAUUUCAUUACAAUCUAAAACCGAAAGUUCUUUGUAUCAUUAAAAUGUUCAGAUUUCUAAGAACUCAAUAAAUGACACCGUUGUGUUUGA